Molecule: messenger RNA, 10710 nt
Organism: Callithrix jacchus (white-tufted-ear marmoset)
Lineage: Eukaryota; Metazoa; Chordata; Mammalia; Primates; Cebidae
Product: F-box/WD repeat-containing protein 12-like
Cellular component (GO): cytoplasm
Molecular function (GO): protein binding
Source: RefSeq, a predicted model, not a curated record
AUACUUGGGAGAAAAAUGGGAUCCUCUGCUCCUGGUUCCAGAUGGCCUGUGAUUCUAACCCCUCCUCCACUGCUGUGCCUCUUCCUUACCUGAGAAGUUCCUACCCUCACUGGUGUCAACUGUCCCUCAGCUAAUGUGUCACCCUAGUCCGACAUGACCUUCUGGCUGCUGAAAGGGGUCUCUGUGCUUAUGAGCACAUUCACUGCAUGUGGGUAUCUACACUAAGCUUUAUAGAUAGCCAGGGACAUACACCCACCUGCCAGAAUAUAUCACUCUGCUAAACAGACAUAUCCAAAUCCUCUCCUGUUCUCAUCUGUUCUCUUGGCUCUCUCCACUAAAUACAUACACUGGCUGUGAAUAGGCUUUGAAAUUUGUUUGUACCCCUGCAGUAUUCUGGGUCCUAAAUAUGCUUUAUCACUGACCCCAAGCCCAGCCAUUACAAAAUAGCACACAAUGUAGGUUAUGAUCACGGUUCCUAUGAUCAUCCUUAAAGAGAUAGAGGCCAGAUCUCACUAUGUCACCCAGGCUGGCUUGAAACGCCUGGGCUCAGGCCAUCCUGUCUCAGCCUUCCAAAGUGCUGGCCACAAUUACAAAACAAUCUCCGACCAUGGGAUCAAUUGUUAUAAAUAAGCCCAAGACGGCCUCCAGGUGUUCACUCCUGGACUGUUGAUUUCUUUGAUUCAGGCUGAGACCCAUUAGCCUAAGAUCUUUCUGGGGCCAAACUCAAACUUUUACCUACCUAAUUAUUUUCUUUUUGAGCCUGAGUCUCCCUCAGUCACUAGGCUGGAGUGCAGUGGCACGAUCUGGGCUCACUGCAACCUCUGCCUCCCAAGUUCAAGCGGGUCUCCUGCCUCAGCCUCCUGAGUAGCUGGAACUACAGGCAUAUGACACCAUACCCAGCCAAUAUUUGUAUUUUUGGAGACGGGGUUUCACCUUGUUGGCCACGAUGGUCUCGAUCUCUUGACUUUGUGAUAUAUGCCCACCUCAGCUUCAAAAAGUGCUGAGAUUAUAGGUGUGAGCCACCAUGGCCGACCCUUCUAUUUAUUUUUUAAAUGGCCCAAGCAAGCAGAGAUUUAGUCAUUUAGAGCCUGCCUGCCUUGCAUGCCAUCUCCCAUCUGCCCCUCCCCCUCAGACCUCAUCUGACAGCUAUUAUUACCCUUUGGUAAGAUAGUGCCUUGUGGUUAGAACAACUCAGGCUGCUACAGCCAUUCAGAGCUCCCCCACCCAGAGAUUCCCAUCUGCUCCCACGCCCCUGCUGCUGAGCAGCAUCACCUAGACACAGAGGUCUCCACUCCUGGCUCCUCUCCAAGUGUUCCCUGCUCUCCUCCCCUUCUGUAUGGUGGCCCCUGAACCUUCAAGCCUCUAGAUGGUCUCAUGCUAUGGGGAACGUCCCUCUCAUACAGCCCUGUCCAAGCCCCACUCGGUACAGUUUGCUCUGUGUAACUGCCUCCCAUGGUCACCUCUUUUUCUUUCAUCAGCUCCCAGAUCCCUCAAAAUCCUAUAGAUCUGUAUCACAAAUAUAUAAAAAGCUCUAAAACUUGGGCAGGUGCAGUGGCCCAUGCCUGUAAUCCCAGCACUUUGGGAGGCUGAGGCAGGUGGAUCGCCUGAAGUCAGGAGCUUGAGCCCAGGUGGCUAACAUAGCAAAACCCUGUAUCUACUAAAAAUACAAAAUGUUAGCUGGCCAUGGUGGUGGGCACCUGCAGUCCCAGCCAUUAGGGAGGCUGAGGCAGAAGAAGUGCUUGAACUUGGGAAGUGGAGGUUGCCGUGAGCCAAUAUGGCACCAUUGCACUCCAGCCUGGACAAGAGUGAAACUCCAUCUCAAAAACAAAAGGCUGUCUAUCCUUUGCUAUCAGCUAGGACUGGGAGGGGGAGUCUCUCCCCACUCAGCAAGAUCACAAAUGCCACAGCAUCAAGAAUACAGAAAAUUUAAAAUGGAGAGAGAAUACAAUUGGCCCUGUGAUGAAUGGAUGCCAGACAAAUUCAGAGUCUCAGAAAACGCAGAGCACCCCGCAAGGUGGCCAGUAAUAGGACUCACCUCAUCCAGCCUUUGUCAGGAUGAAAUAGAUGAGCCCGGGGAAAUUGUUUAGAGCGUGUCUUGCCUGCAGGAGGCACCAUGGAAGCUUUGCUGUUACUUCUCCCCUUGCUUCACCCCCUUUACUUCCCGUGCUGUGCAGUCCCUCCCUGUCCAUCCUACCCCCAGGCUGCCCGUUCUCCUUACCCAUCCCUCUCCUCAGGUUCCCCCAGCUGCCUGCUUUAAUCUACAUUCUCCUAGAUGAUGCCCCGCCAUUCUCACCUGCUGCUUAUCUUGUGCUUAGACUCUUACGGAGUUACCAUUUCACCUCUCAAUUUUUUACAUCUCUUAACUCUUGUACCUUUUAGAUCUGUCUUUACCUAUUGUUACAAUGUGUCUUUCCCUCCCCCUUCUCUGGUAGCACCCACCCCACCACCCCCAACACACCUUCCCUUCCUCUGUUUCACAUUCAUUCAUUCACUCAUUGGGCAAUGUGCUUCAGUGCCUUCCAGUUGCCUCUUUCUCAUCUGUCCUCUUUACCAUUUUUUUCCUAUUCUGUCUUCUCUCACAGUCCAUUGAGAGUGAGAUUUUCCUAUUUGUAUGGUUAUCUUAUGAGAUUUGUGUUUAAAGCUUUUUAAAUAUCCUUUAUCCUAUUGUUUCUUCUUCUCUUCCCUUGUCAUAUUUUAGAGUGUUUCAUUUCUCAGUCCUCUACAUGUUUGCGUUAACUCUGUUCCUCUAGAACAGCAUCUGUUCCAAGCUCUCUCUCUUCCUGUGUCCUUCCGCCGCCCUGGCUCUCUGCAUUACUUGCUUUUAAUGGAGUAGAAAUCUUUUCCCCUUGUAUUUCUCUUGCUCCUCUCUCUUCACACACCCCUCGUCCCCCUCUAGGUGCUUCUUGCUCUUUGCUUUUCCUUUUUACUUCCUCACCAUUUCAAUUUCUAUUUUCCUCUUACUGCUGUAUCAUAAAUGGGACUCCUGACAAUCACUCCCCUGUGUCCGCUGGGAGGCGGCACUUUAAGAAGGGUUGGCCGCGGAGCCUCACAGAGGGACCCCCGUCUUAUGCUGCAGCGAAGUACCACACACUGGGUGGCUUACAAACAACACAUUUAUUUCUCACGAUUUUGGAGGGGAGAAGUCCAAGAUCCAGCUGGCAGCAUGGUCAGGUUCUGGUGCAGGCCUUCUUCCAGGUUGCAGCUGCCACCUUCUCCAUGUCCCCACAUGACGUAAACAGGUCUAGAGAGCUCUCGGGGUCUCUUUUAUAAAGGCACUGGUCCCAUCAUGAGGACUCCACCUGUGACCCUCUUACCUCUCAAGGCCCCCCACCUCCAAUCACACUGAGGGGUAGAAUUUCAGCACUGGAAUUUUGGAGGACACAAACACUCAGGCCACACCACUGUCUUUAGAAGAAUCCCAGAAUGACUUGUCAGGUUCCUGGGAGAUCCGUAACAGUGGGAAAGCGUCACAUCCCAGGGAAGGCCACCGGCUGGGAGAGCCAUCCUAGACAAGGCCUGCUCCCUUCAAGUGGACCUCUGUGGAGAAGUUGGCUUGGCCCACUCUUUCUCUUCCACUGCUGAGUUAAAUGCGACAAGGUAGAAACCCAGAAGCCAUGCUGGCGCUGAGAGAUGAGCCCCACUCACCAGAUUCAAGGUCCCAAGGUAGGCAGACACCGGGCAAGCAGACUCCCAUUCCGGGAGUUUGGAACUUAAAUAGAGUCAUAGAGACACUCAGACCUGAUCCAAGUGAGUGCAUUCAGUGACAUUUCCUAGAGGGUCCUGACACCUUCAUCUGCACCUGGGACUGCCCCAGGUUCUAGGCUGCCAGUCACAGUGCACAGGUGCUGCUGAGCUCCUCUAAACCAUGAAGGAACAAGUGAGUUGAGGUAGGGAUGCCGCCAGCUGUGUGGACCUGGCCCAGGGGAGAGGCCGGGGUGGAGGUCAGCCCGGGAGUCUGCACACCUGCAGCUUGUUUCUACCGCACGCAGAUGGGCACAGGUGAAAACCUUUACAAGUGCCACAGACAUUGGCCAAGCCUUUAAAUUCAGAGCAACCCAGAGAGGAGAAAGGAGAAUGGAUGUGGGUUCAGGCGUGGAAAAUGGAGAUCCGAUUGCCCGACUUAGCUUUGAAGCGGAUCUUCUCUUUCCUGGACGUAUUCAGCUUGCUGCAGGUUUCCCAGGUGAACAAGGAUUGGAAUAGGGUUGCAGAGAGCAAUUACCUGUGGAGGGCACACUCUCUGCAGAGAUGGGACUGCAACAACGUCACCGAUCAACACCUGGGCGCACACACAUGGAAGCAAUUUUUCCUGCACCAGAGAAGGAAGGAGCUUCGGUUGUCAUUGGCACAGCCUGAUAACUUUGUCUGCAAAAUAACUGAGAACACUGCCUUUGAAGCGGGUUUGGCUUAUCUCUCAGGAAAUAGCUUUACAAUGGAUGAACAGGAGAAGUCAAUCAUUUGCAGUGUCUCUCCAAAGAAAGAGCUUUGUGCCUGGGAUGUGCAAGAGGGCACCAUGAUCUGGUCAAGCCCAGUCCAGAAGUUCCAAAUCUCAAAUCUGGUAACCCUCCCUCAGAUGCAUCUUGUCAUCACUGAGGAUAAGAGCAAAACGAUCAAAGUGUGGAAUUGUCAGGACAGGGAUUCUCUGGCCACUCUCCCCAUGCCAGAGACCUGUUAUUGCAUGGAAGCCCAUCUCACAAAGGAUGGCCCAUUCCUGAUGGUUGGCGAUGCUGCAGGUGACAUUUACACAUUUACACUGCCGGAGUUAAGGAAUAUUUCUAAAGUUACUGCAUUUCAAUGUGCUAUUGUACUUCUACGCUGCUCUCCUGACAAGAAAUGGGUGUUUGCAUGUGGGACAUACAGUCGUACCUUUCCACAGGUGUUCCUCGCAGAGGACUUACUGAGACCAUCAGAAGGCAGCGCUCCUCUGUCUACCUUUCUCCCACAUAAAUUGUGCACCACCGCCUGCUGGAACCCAAAGAAGAAAAACAGGAUUACACUGAUGUCCCAUAAUCGCCGUGGAAGAAAGACAGAAAUUAUCACCUUUGAUCUCACAACUGAGAGGACUGGAGGCCAAACAGUCGUCCAAGCAUAUGAGAUCUCAAGUUUCCAGUUGCCACCUCGUCUGGAGCACCCUACCUGGAUAGGAGCCAGUGAUGGAUAUUUGAUUGUCUUUCCCAGUGGGCCAGACUUGCUCCUAUUCAGCAUCACUGGCUUCCUGCUGCAACAAUUUCAGGACCACCAGACAGCCAUCAGCAACUUCUGGGUGGAUCCUCUCUAUGUGCUCACCACGUCUGCUGACUCUGUGCACCUCUACAUGUGGGAAGAGGGAGGCUGCCCUCCAUACCUCAGGAGCUGCUGUCACUUGGACAGUACAUGGCGUGAUCACAUAUCACAUCGGUUUAUCUCCUGUGUGAAGUGUGACAAUGCAAGCAUAGUACUUAAGGCGACAAAUAUAAGUGAAUCCAGCAUUCUGGUGAUGUAUUCUCUGAAUAUGUAAUACGGAAACUAACAAAAUUGACUUUGCAUCAUCUCCUGUAAUAUAGUAAAGAGAAUUCUGUUUGCAAGCCCGGAAUGAUUAUUUUAGUGAAAUUUAGAUGUUGUGGCCUGAAGUGGUGGCACAUGCCUGUAGUCCCUGCUACUUGGGAGGCUGAGGUGGGAGGAUCCCUGAGCCCAGGAGUUUGAGGCUGCAGGGAACUGUGACUGGGCCAUUGCACUCCAGCCCGGGCAACAGAGUGAGACCCUGUCUCAGAACAAAAUGAUUAUUAAAGAAGAAUAAAAGUAGUCAUACGACAUGGCUGAAGAGAUCUGGUUAAGCCGUUUUCUUGAUUUUUUAAGAUAACAGACUCUAUACGGCAAUACAUGGGCAGUGGAGACCAAGGUAGAAGAUGAGACAGAGGGAGAAAUCUGUAGAAUCAUGUAUGAAGAAUGGCACUUGCCAAAGGGGACAGGAAUAAGUAGGACCCCACAAAGAUCUGCAAUUCCCAGACGACUUAGGUUAAAGGGGGGUAAAAUGGAGUUGCUGUUGGGCUUUCAUUUUCCAGAAACAUGGGGCCCCAGAGCAAAGCAUGCACAGCACCUCUGCGUUGUUCAAAACUACAAACACAAAACAAAACUAAAAAAUCCAUGGCCAGGUGGCUGGAAUAGAAUAGAAACUGCCACAAUUGGAGAAUGGAAAAAAACUGAACAAAUGCUCAUGUUAAUGUCUUAUUUCAUAGAAUUCCAAAGACUACAUGAUGGAAUACAGGCCUCUACCAAAUUGGUGGUGAGAUCAGAAAUGUACAAGAUCCGGGACCCUCAGAAAAGUAAUAUUCCUUGUAGGUAAACUGAGGGGAAAUCUAUUCAUUAGAGAAGGGUGAUGGAGACAGCUGCCUCCCUCAGCUUCAGAGAUGGCUGAAAGCAACACACAGAAACAAUUAUCUUCAGAGAAUUCCUAAUCACAACAGAACUCACACUGUGGUUUAUAUCAGUCAGGGUUCCGGGAUGAUGACGACAUAACAUACAAAUUAAGGUAAUUUGAAGAAGGUUUAAUAAAAGGACUGUUAUAAUUUGGGGCACAGUUUGUUUUACUUUUUAAGUAGACGAAUUGGCUCUGUUGAGUCUGUGCCUCCAAGAUGACAAAAGAAAGAACGAGGGUCGUGCCUACAAGGGCCGCAGCCACAUGCAGCCUAGUCACUGAAUGACCAGUGCCCGAUGGGUGCCCAAGGACAAGGCCAUUAAGAAAUUCGUCAUUGGAAACCUAGCGGGGGCCGCAGCAGUCAGGGACAUUUCCGAAGUGAGCGUCUUCGAUGCCUGUGUGCUUCCCAAGUUGUAUGUGAAGCUCCAUUACUGUGUGAGUUGAGCAAUUCACAGCAAAGUCGUCAGGAAUCCAUCUCAUGAGGGCCACAGCACCGAACACCCCCACCCCGAUUUAGACCCGUGGGUGCUGCCCCACGACCCUCACCAAAGCCCAUGUAAGCAGCUGAGUCCUUCAAGACUGCAGACAGACCAGUCUCCAAUAAAAAUAAAAUGGAAAUGUAGGUUAUGAUUAUGAUUACUAUUUUUUUUUUUUUUUUUUUGAGAUGGAGUUUUGCUCUUGUUGCCUAGGCUGGAGUACAGUGGCACAAUCUUGGCUCACUACAACCUCCACCUCCCAGGUUCAAGCGAUUCUCCUACCUCAGCCUUCCGAGUAGCUGGGAUUACAGGUAUGCACCACCAUGCCUAGCUAACUUUGUUUUUUAAGUAGAGACAGGGUUUCACCAUGUUGGACAGGCUGGUUUCUAACUCCUGACCUCAAGUGAUCCACCCGCCUUGGCCUCCCAAAGUGCUGAGAUUACAGGCGUGAGCCACCACACCCAGUAGAUUACUUCUUUUUUUUUUUUUUUUUUUUUUUGCGACAGAGUUUUGCUCUUGUUACCCAGGCUGGAGUGCAAUGGCGUGAUCUUGGCUCACCGCAACUUCCACCUCCUGGGUUCAGGCAAUUCUCCUGCCUCAGCCUCCUGAGUAGCUGGGAUUACAGGCAUGCGCCGCCAUGCCCAGCUAAUUUUUUUUGUAUUUUUAGUAGAGACGGGGUUUCACCAUGUUGACCAGGAUGGUCUCCAUCUCUUGACCUCGUGAUCCACCCGCCUCGGCCUCCCAGAGUUCUGGGAUUACAGGUGUGAGCCACUGCGCUCGGCCCUACUUCUUAUUCUUAAAGAGAUAGAGGCAAGAUCUCACUAGGUUACCCAGGCUGGCUUCCAACUCCUGGGCUCAAGCCAUCCUGUCUCAGCCUGCCAAAGUGCUGGCCACAAUUACAAAACAAUCUCAGACCAUGGGAUCGAUUGUUAUAAAUGAGCCAAAGAUGGCCUCCAGGUAUUGACUCCUGGAUUGUUUAUUUCUUUGAUUCAGGCUGAGACCCACUAGCUUAAGAUCUUUCUGGGGCCAAACUCAAAUUUUUACCUACCUAAUUUUUUUUUUUUUAAUUUGAGAUGGAGCCUCUUUGUGACAACACAAAUUGGAAAAAAAAAAAAGAGAGAUGGAGUCUCACUCUGUCGCCAGGCUGGAGUGCCAUGGCGCGAUCUGGGCUCACUGCAACCUCCGCCUUCAGGGCUCAGGCGGUUCUCCUGCCUCAGCCUCCCAAGUAGUCGGGACUACAGGGAUGCACCACCCCCUCAGCUAAUUUUUGUAUUUUUAGUAGAGACAGGGCUCCACCAUGUUGGCCUUGUUGGUCUCUAUCUCCUGAACUUGUAAUUUGCCCGCCUCAGCCUCCCAAAGGGCUGAGAUUAUAGGUGGGGGCCACCACGCCAGGCCCUCCUAAUUAUUUUUUAAAUGGCCCAAGCAAGCAGAGAUUUAGUUAUUUAGAGCCUGCCUGCCUUGCAUGCCAUCUCCCAUCCUGCCCCUCCCCCUCAGACCUCAUCUGACAGCUAUUAUUGCCCUUUGGUAAGAUAGUGCCUUGUGGUUAGAACAACUCAGGCUGCUACAGCCAUUCAGAGCUCCCCCACCCAGAGAUUCCCAUCUGCUCCCACGCCCCUGCUGCUGAGCAGCAUCACCUAGACACAGAGGUCUCCACUCCUGGCUCCUCUCCAAGUGUUCCCUGCUCUCCUCCCCUUCUGUAUGGUGGCCUCUGCACCUUCAAGCCUCUAGAUGGUCUCAUGCUAUGGGGAACGUCCCUCUCAUACAGCCCUGUCCAAGCCCCACUCGGUACAGUUUGCUCUGUGUAACUGCCUCCCAUGGUCACCUCUUUUUCUUUCAUCAGCUCCCAGAUCCCUCAAACCCUUACAGAUCUGUAUCCCAAAUACAUAAAGAGCUCUAAAAAUUUGGCCGGGUGUGGUGGCCCAUGCCUGUAAUCCCAGCUAUUGGGGAGGCUGAGGCAGGAGACUGGCUUGAACCUGGGAGGUGGAGGUUGUGGUGAGCCAAUCACACCAUUGCACUCCAGCCUAGGCAACAAGAGUGAAACUCCAUCUCAAAAAAAAAUUUUUUUUUUUUGCAGAGAAAUAAAAAUCAUAGUUGAAAUGUCUAACCAGGGGAAAGAUAACAUACUCAAAAUUUUGAAAUAGUGUGUUGUACACAUAGGGAUAUUCCACUCUGGUAUUACAAGGUAACUACAUAAAUGAAUUAUUGGAAAAUAACAAGUAAUUGAAUCUGUGAAACGUCACCCAAUUCCAUUUAUUUCCCUACAAGGCAGGUUAUGGGAGAAAGUCACAAAUUAAUGGUCAGUGGACGUUUAAAAUAGUCCUAAAUAAAGUAUCAUUGAAAGCAUAGUGAGAGCUUUUAUAAAAGUAAUAAUAGUUUAUUGCAGAUAAUAUGUAAAAAUAUGCAGAAAUUUUUUCAUUUUAAACAUUUAUAAUUCCAUCUUAUAAAGUGAGCAUUUAGCCUUCUGAUGUAAUUUAUUAUACUUUUUCAUGUAUAUUUAAAAUAAACAUGUAAAAUAUUUAAAUGGAAGAAAUGACACUACAUUAACAAGUAAAAAGCUUUGUGAUGAAAUGAUUCUAACAUCUGGAUAGGCUGGGUGUGGUGGCUCAUGUCUGUAAUUCCAGCACUUUGGGAGGCCAAGGUGGGCAGAUCACGAGGUCAAGAGAUUGAGACCAUCCUGGUCAACAUGGUGAAACCCCGUCUCUACUAAAAAAUAUGAAAAUUAGCUGGGCAUGAUGGCAGGUGCCCACGGUCGGUCCCAGCUCAGGAGGCUGAGGCGGAAGAAUUGCUUGAACCCAGGAGGCAGAGGUUGCAGUGAGCUGAGAUUAUGCCACUGCACUCCAACCUGGCGACAGAGCAAGACUCCAUCUCAAAAUAAAUAAAAAUAAAUAAAAAUAAAAAACAUCAGGAUAAUCUUCCAUCAUAUGCCUAAAUUAUUAAAUAAUUUAUGUUAUUGACAAAUUGUUUUCUCAACUAGAAAUUCUGUCAUGAAGAAUAUUUUAAGGUUUUUGGGGUUUUUUUGUUUGUUUGUUUUUUUGUGGGGGACAGUGUCUCACUCCGUCGCCCAGAGUGGAGUGCAGUGGCGAGAUCUCGGCUCACUGCAACCUCCACCUCCCAGGCUCAAAGAAUUCUCCUGCCUCAACCUCCUGAGUAGCUAGUAUUACAGGCAUUCACUACCACAUCCGGCUAAUUUUUUUGUAUUUUUAAUAGAGACAGGGUUUCACCAUGUUAGGCUGGUCUUGAACUCCUGACCUCAGGUGAUCCACCCGCCUCAGCCUCCCAAAGUGCUGGGAUUAUAGGUAUGAGCCACUGCACCUGAUCUAAGGUGAAUUAUUAAUAGCAAUUGUUAAUUCUUUUCUAGAAAAUAUUUACCAAAAUGAAACCCUGUCUUGAUAUUUGGGAGUAUUUAAUCCCAAAUUCACCCAAAUUAAACACAAUGAUUUUACUAAACACCAGCCAACUUGGUAAAGAUAAAAGCUUGAAUAUUAUAUAGUAAUUUGGAUCCGCUUAACUUUGUGUUAGCUUAAACUUCUAAGGGAAAAAAAGUAGUUUACUAUCAAGUGUUCUUCUUACCUGAACAUUUCUAAAUUAUUACUAUUUUUAAAUACGUAAUAAUUUUUCUCAUUUUAUGUUUUGCUGUUCUGUUCAUUUUGUAAUUUGCUAAUUCUAAUUUACUAGAGAUAAUUUAUUUUUCCAUUUAGCAUUUUUCCUGUUAAGAUAAAGUUUCUGUCACUAUGCAAAUUGAGAAAAAUAUUCUGUAACUGCUGAUUAUUUAGUUAACAUUUAGCUCUAUUAUUUCUGAAACAUAUUUUGAAACCCUAUGUGAAAUAAACAGUUUACAGAAAU